This is a messenger RNA of Octodon degus (degu), 609 nucleotides long. It is a transcript of the gene Spc25, whose product is annotated as SPC25, NDC80 kinetochore complex component. The record is from RefSeq and is a predicted model, not a curated record. The transcript has 6 exons. Lineage: Eukaryota; Metazoa; Chordata; Mammalia; Rodentia; Octodontidae. The coding region runs from base 22 to 609 and encodes 195 amino acids. Gene Ontology annotation, cellular component: Ndc80 complex. Gene Ontology annotation, biological process: chromosome segregation.
CUUAGAAGUGUGGCUUGCACAAUGGUGGAGGAUGAACUGGCACUCUUCGAUAAAAGCAUAAAUGAGUUUGGAAAUAAGUUCAGAAACACUCUCAGUGACACCCCCUGUCAGAUGGUGGGACUGAGAGACGCCUACAAGGACUCCCUGAAAGCCCUGGCAGAGAAGCUGUCAGUGAAAUUAAAGGAAGAAGAACGAAUGGUUGAGCUGUUUCUGGAAUAUCAAAAUCAGGUCUGUGAGCAGAAUAAGAUGAUUCAAGAAAAGAAAAAUAAUCUUUUAAGGUUGAUUGCUGAAGUGAAAGGCAAAAAUCAGGAACUGGAAAUCCUCACCGCAAAUAUUCAGGAUCUUAAAGAAGAAUAUUCUAGGAAGAAAGAAACUAUUUCCACAGCUAGCAAAGCUAAUGAAGAAAGGUUGCAAAGGCUGCAGAAGUCAGCAGACUUGUAUAAAGAUCGACUUGGGCUGGAAAUCAGAAAAAUUUAUGGCCUACUCUGUCUUGCUACCACCAACAUCCAGAGGAAAAGGACAUUAGAAUUGCUGUUGUGCUACCAGGUAACUGAUUCUGGACAAGUGGCUGAACCCACACUAGAUUCAGAACCUCUCUCUGUUACGUGA